Molecule: messenger RNA, 395 nt
Organism: Drosophila grimshawi
Lineage: Eukaryota; Metazoa; Arthropoda; Insecta; Diptera; Drosophilidae
Exons: 2
Coding region: 120-383 (87 amino acids)
Biological process (GO): intracellular iron ion homeostasis
Cellular component (GO): cytosol; nucleus
Molecular function (GO): 2 iron, 2 sulfur cluster binding
Source: RefSeq, a predicted model, not a curated record
UAUGACGUACUACUUGCCUCGUGGAGAAACCUUCUAAGUUAGAAAAUUUGCCGCUGGCGACUGCAUUGAUUUCUCACACUUGGCCGCUUAAAAACAAGAGAAGAAAAAACAAAAUAAAGAUGAGUAAAUACAGCGCUAAGUAUCUAGAAGAUAAACUCAAAGAGAAGCUUGAUGCGACAUAUGUGCAAGUGUGCGACGACUCGGAUGGAUGUGGUGGUAAAUUCAGCGCUGUAAUCGUAUCCAAAGCGUUCGAGGGAAAAGCACUACUGCAAAAGCACAGAUUAGUUAACACAACGCUUGCCGAAGAACUAAAGGAAAUACACGCUUUCUCGCAAAAGUCAUAUACGCCCGCCGAGUGGGAGAAAGUGCAACAACAGCAGUAACUCUAAUCGUAA